AUGCACGAUCUUGGCUCGGGCCGUUAUACCGCCUUGGUCUGUCAGAAUGUGAAUUUUCAGCCGGCGAAGGCAAUGCUCUCCACUCCUGACCGGAACUGUCUAAUGCAAGCAGAACUCAAUAAUGUUCUACUCGAUCUCAUACAUGCUGUACAAGGUCUUCCAGCUUCUCGUCAUCUACCUUCAUGUCGUGGCGGCAAGAACCUCCUCGAUGACUUGUCCAAGCUUAUGACUGCAGUCAAUGCUGACAACGUUGAUGUGGAGCGUCUACUUCCACUUCUUCAAGCGGUCCUCCACAAGGCGUCCGACGAAGUCGUAUGGGACAAGGUCUACGCCGCCGUCACCGAGUCCACUCCACCUCCCCUCCCCGCGUCAUCCAUCCAACAAACACCGUGGCUGCGCAGCACGGACAGCUUCGCGAACUCAACCGAGCACCGCAAAUACGUCGAGGACGUGCUGAAGGAGGAGCUGGGACAAAUGCACGUCGGAGUACCAGGGUUCUUCGACGCAUUCUUCGGAGGAGUCGCAGGUCUCGAUACGGUGGCACAGGCUGUAUUCGACAGGUGCAAGGACGGAGACACACCGCUCUACCAGGAGGAGGGUGGCUGGCGGGACUGGCCAGAAGGAGCGAGGGAGCAGGACGUGUUGAGCUGGUUUGCACCGCUCACAGAACAGCUCUUGGACUUCGCAGACGAGCAUCGGGCGGCCCCUAGAGUUCGAUGCCGAACCGUGGCACGACCCCAUCAGCCCUUGCACGGUUCUACGGCCGACCGCAAGCUAGACAUCGGCUUCGUGGACGACGAGAGCGUUGGCAUCCACUCCAGGUGCCACUGGUCGCGCAUCCUCGUACCCGGAGAGCUCGAGAGCAACCCGCUGGCGGACAAAGCGUCCAAGGCGUGGCUGGACCUCGGCCGAUAUGCGAGAGAAGUGCUUGCCGCUCAAGACAGCCGCCGGUUCGUGCUAGGCUUCACGCUGUGGUCCAGCAUUUUUGAGGCAAAGUGCAAACAUGACACGAGAAACUGGAUACUGAAAUUAAGUAUCAACACGAAAGCAGUGGAUUUAGGCAGCCCAGCAGCGCUAUGA
This is a messenger RNA of Macroventuria anomochaeta, 1080 nucleotides long. RefSeq lists its product as uncharacterized. The transcript has 2 exons. The record is from RefSeq and is a predicted model, not a curated record. Bases 1 to 1080 code for a protein of 359 amino acids. NCBI's taxonomy places the organism in Eukaryota, Fungi, Ascomycota, Dothideomycetes, Pleosporales, Didymellaceae.